This is a messenger RNA of Magnolia sinica, 524 nucleotides long. Its product is annotated as protein transport protein Sec61 subunit beta-like. Gene Ontology annotation, biological process: intracellular protein transport. The transcript is spliced from 2 exons. Gene Ontology annotation, cellular component: endoplasmic reticulum membrane; Sec61 translocon complex. The coding region runs from base 199 to 447 and encodes 82 amino acids. NCBI's taxonomy places the organism in Eukaryota, Viridiplantae, Streptophyta, Magnoliopsida, Magnoliales, Magnoliaceae. The record is from RefSeq and is a predicted model, not a curated record.
AAAAGAGCAUGCGCCGCGUGGCGGUAUGACCGCGUACGACUUCUCCAAUGCCAUAACAAAAACCAGAGCGAAACCUAAAACCAGAUCUCGAAAGUUCGAAAUUCCUAAAACCCGCUUCCUAGGUUUUUCGGAGCGCGAGGGAGAGGGAGACGGAUCCAGCCCAGUUCUGUUCUUAUCUAGAAUAAGAUCUGAAGAAAAAUGGUUGCGAAUGGUGGAACACCGCCCAGGGGCAGUGCGGCAGCAGCUGCAAGCUUGCGUAGGAGGAGAGGUGGUGGUGCUGCCGGGGCUGCGGCUGGAGCAGGAGCGAACGUGCUCCAAUUCUACACGGAUGACACCACAGGUUGCAAGAUCGCGCCCAACACUGUCCUUGUCAUGAGCAUCGGAUUCAUAGCCUUUGUUGCCAUUCUGCAUGUCCUUGGCAAGUUUUAUUUUGUUGCUAGAACUUAGGUAGGUCCCAACAGUAAAACUUAGAUGUAGUGACUUAUAUCAUCUGAAUAAAUAGCCAUUGAUGGCAUUUUGGUUGA